AUGGCUUUAAAACUUCCUUCCUACCAGUUAUCCACCAUGCCUCCAAAUAAAAGUAAGAGACCUUUCAGGGAGGAGGGAGAAGAAAUGGAAAGAAAGAAUAAGCGACCAAGACAAGAACAAGAGGAAGAAGAAAUGGACAUUGGUGGAUUGAGAAGUCCUUCAUCCUCCCAUAACAAACCAGCAGAGCUGUUCCGCAAGGAUUUGAUCAGUGCUAUGAAGAUGGCAGACACAGAACAACUGGAUGCUGAGGACUACCUACUAAUUGCUGACCCGUGGAGACAGGACUGGGAGAAGGGGGUCCAGGUCCCUGUCAAUGAGGAGAGUACUAAUGACCCAAACAUCAAAGAGGUCAAGCAUAAAGACAGAGCUGGAGGAGACUUCAAAAUUCCCAGGAAAUAUCUCCAUGGAUCAAAGGAUGAAACCUUCCAACAAGGAAUUCACGAGUUGACAGGCAUGCAACAGUUGGCAGACCAGGUGAUUCGAUACGAUCUAGACGACAUAGACGUCUGCUGGUUAAACCUUGUCAAUGAAAAGAGAGAGGAGACGUCAGAGAUUCUGAUAGAUGAGUGGGUGAUGGAGCAAGUCAUCGAAGCAUUCGAGGCUCAGUGCCACGAAGUAAUGCAGGUCAAGAUGAAGACGGAGGAGGGUCUGGGGAUUGAAUACGACGAGGACAUUGUCUGUGCUGUAUGUGCCUCACCUGAGAGUGAGGAGUGCAAUGAAAUGGUGUUCUGUGAUGGCUGUGACAUUUGUGUACAUCAGGCCUGUUAUGGUAUUCAGAAGAUUCCAGAGGGGAGUUGGCUUUGUAGAACGUGUGCGUUAGGAAUUAAACCUACAUGUAUCCUCUGUCCCAAAACUGGGGGAGCCAUGAAAAGCACCAGGAGUGGUACAAAGUGGGCUCAUGUGAACUGUGCCUUGUGGAUUCCUGAGGUCAGCAUUGGGUGUGUGGAGAAGAUGGAGCCCAUCACCAAGAUAUCUCAGAUCCCAGCGAGCCGCUGGUCUCUGAUCUGCUGUCUGUGUAAGGAGCGGUGUGGGGCCUGCAUCCAGUGCUCUGUAAAGGCCUGUAAAACAGCGUUCCAUGUCAGCUGUGCCUUCCAAAACAACAUUGAGAUGAAAACCAUCCUCACAGAUGACUUGGCAGAUGAUGGGGGAGUGAAGUUAAAGGCAUACUGUCCAAGACACAGCAAGAAAGGAGAGAGAAGGGGCUCCGAGUCUGAUGGGGAUUCCCCAAGGAAGAGCAUUGGUGGGUCCCCCAGGAAGGAGCUUUCUGAUGAAGAAAUUGCCAAAAUGAGGGCUGAAAAAAUGCAGCAGAUGAAUGAGGAUUUCUAUACCUUUGUCAAUGUGGAAGAAAUUGCGUCACGCUUAAACCUGGAUGAAAGUGCUGUAGACACCAUCUUUGUAUACUGGAAAUUAAAGAGAAAGGCUCAGUUUGACAUGCCUCUGUUGACUCCAAAGAAAGAGGAGGAAGAUUUACUGGAGAAGCAGCAAGAGGACUCGCUACUGGCCCGGAUGAAGAUGUUUGUUCAGCUCCGUCAAGAUCUAGAAAGGGUGCGGAACCUCUGCUAUAUGGUGAGCAAGAGGGAGAAGAUGAAAAAACAAUUCUACAAGGACCGUGAAGCUGUCUUCAUGGCCAUGAACAACGUUUUGACAAACAGCAGAUUUAAUCUUGGCCAGAGAGAAGUGAACAAAAUUGUAGAAAUGUACCAUUUUGAUAGCAUUUAUGACUCAAAAGUUUUUGACACUGUUAGAAUUCCUGUUGAAGAAGAUGAGGAAGAACCAAUGGAAGAGGAGGAAGAAGAGGAAGAUGAUUGUCCGAGUGUAUCUAGUCAUCUAGUUCCUACAGAAAUUAAGCAGGAAACCCCAAUGGACGAAGAAGAAAUUAAAACAAGAGAACAAAAUAAAACAUCCCCAGGAAAGUCAAGGAAAUUCUCAUCCAAGAAGAGGAGAAUCAUGCGCAAGAAAACUGGGAGAGGAAGUGAAGGAUACAAAGAGUUGUCGGAUGAUGGGGACACAGAAUUGACGGAUGUCGAAUCCCUGUGUAGUGAACCAAGACUGACUACUGAGCCAAGGUCACUCAGAUCUCAGAAAUCUCCAGGCAGCUCGCUGUGUGGGGAUGAGGAGCCAGUAACUCAACGUAGUAGGAGACUGACGUCAGAAAGGACCAAGCCAAAGGAGUAUGUGGAGGAUGUGAAACCUCCAGUGGAAAUCAGGCAGAGGGCCAAAAGAGAGUCAUUCACAAAGGCAGAGAGGGAGCUACGAAGGGUGUCAAAACAGGACUCCAAUGAGGAAUUCGGUGUUCCAGAUCUAGUGAAUAGUGCAAAGGCUAAUGUUGUGUCUGAAAAAGUGAAAGCAGAAGUGAACAAAUAUCUACAAAAUUCUAAACUUGUUAUACCUGACAAAAUAAAACACAGGCUUCAUAGAGGCCUGAUCAAGAACAGGACGCAAAUUGACAAUAUUGCGAGCGGCUAUGUUCAAACAUCCUUUGAAACUUUUCUGCAUUCAAGAUUAGGGAAGAGAUCUGCCCCCAACUCACCCAACACUAGAUCACCCACCCCCAAAUCACCUGUCUCACGAGUCCUCAAUGAAAUCUCACCAAGUCGGUCCAGGCACGGGUCCAGCAAUAGCAAUUAUCGAUCUCAAUCCAGUUCCCCCAAAAGGACGAAAAGCAUAUCUGAAGGAAUAAUUAAUUCUGUAGAAAAAAAUCUAGUGGAUGGUUCACCCAGAGAAACAAGAAGUGUACGCAGGCGUAUAGAUAAUGUCUUUGAUGUUUUUCAGUUGGAUUUCAGUAGAAAAGGCAGCGGGGAGAACUCGUCCGAUAGCUCCGUUAGAAGUGUACGACAGCUCCGAUCCAUGUCACCCGCGUCCGUCAACAGUGAGCUAAUAGACGUAGAAAACUUGUAUGAAUCUGAUAAUACUCUGAGGCGAGUUACAAGGAGUCAUGGCUUGGACUCGGCAGAAAAUUCCCGGGACUCGUUCACAAGUUCUCGCAGUGAAUCGUCAACAAUGCAACCACCGCCUCGAAAGGUAAAACACACGACUGCACUCAAAAACAUUCACUCGGAGCAGGUGAGCAAACUCCAGAACAAAGUCCAACAGGACUGCGAUUUAUUGGAUGACAUUAGGAACUUCAGUAGACAGAGAUCUAUCAUAGAAAAGGAAUAUGGACAGGCUCUCUUGAAAUUGACCGCUGGUUUCCUUAAGAGAGAAUUCCAGGCCACCCCUGACUUUCCAAAUGAAGAUGGAGUAGAACUGAAGACAGCUUUAGAGGUAUGGAGACUGAUUCUGGAGGAGACAGAAAAGCUGGGCAAAGCGCGUCUGCAGGUGGCUGAUAUUAUGCAGGAACAGAUAGCCGAACCUCUCAAACCUUACCGCAUGGCCAAACAGCAGAUCCAUAAGAGGUUGAUGCCCCAAUUGAAUGUUCUACAAAAUGAAGUUGGACAGACAGUAUUGGAGAUGGCCAAGGCUCAGAAAGAGUACAAUGUGGAUGAAGCUCUGGCCCACGAUGCCAGGGUCAAAUCAGAGGAACUCACCCAAAAAAUGAAUAGGAGGUCAACAGGGAUAUUUCAGUCCAAGUCCAGUCUACAGAAACAAUGUGCCAAGUUUACAUCAAGACGAGAUAUUUACAAUGCUAAAUCUGUCGCAGCCCGCAAUGAAUACCUUCUUCACAUUGCUGCAGCUAAUGCUCACCAAUCUCGCUAUUACAAAACAGAUCUCACACAGCUCAUGAAGGCCCUCGAUGGAGACAUGUAUGAGAGAAUCUUGGAAUAUUUCCACACCAUGGGCAAUGCUUUACUGGAUGUUAGUAGUAUGGAAAAAUCAGCCAGUGAAUCUAUAGCUAAACAGGCCGAUAUGAUUUGUCGAGAUUUUGACCAACAAGUUUUUAUGUACAGAAACCCAGUGUUUACGCAGCCUGUGCAAUAUGUAUUCCAGCCUUGCCAAAAUGAUGAGUGCAAUACUUUAUCGAAAGAGCAUAAUGGUGGCCAUCAAUUGGACAAAGAAGCCAGAAAAUGGGCCACAAAGAUCGCCAAGGAAACUCGCUCCUUACGACAAAAUAAACGAACUCUUCAGGCACUUGAGAACCAGUACAGAGGGGACAGGGCUUCAGAUGGGAGUAACACAUCAGAACUUCAGGAACUUGAGAUUAAGAUCGAUGAAUUGAGAGAAAUUGUACGCAAAUCAGAGAUUGGGAAAGCAAAAGCAGAGGCAAGAAUUGAAUUGUUAAGGAAAAGGGUGAAUGUGGAGGAGUGGCUAGCCAGUGCCCAGGCAGAGAGUCUGAGGGCUGAGGAGGAGGCAGAGUCCCUCCGGUCCAGUCAGGGCUCUGUCUUCACCGACGGAUCCAUGAAAAGUGACGAAAAUGAGCCAACGUACACAAACUACGUAGACUACGACGAUGAAUUUAUCGACGAGACAACUGAACCUCGUAGAGAGAAGAGCUUGGUGUUUUAUGAUAUGGACACCUACAGUAACUUUAACUACACUAGUCACUACCCCCAGCAGUGCAGAGCCAUCUACGACUUCCAGGGCUCCAAUGUGGAUGAGUUAAAUCUACGAGAGAACGAGGAAUUAGAGAUCAUUGCUGAUGGAGAUGGUGAUGGGUGGCUGAGGGCGCGGAACUCUGAGGGUAUGAUUGGAAUGAUCCCCUCUAACUACAUAGAGAUACUGAACUCAAGGGGUUCUGUAUCAAGUGGUGUUGAAAUGUCAGCGAAUGGUAGCCAUGUUGAUAGUGUCAGUUACAAUGACAGUACACAGGAAGUGAUGUCAUACUCGUCAGGCGACAUUGAGGUGCAGCAGACGACCAAUCAAAUGCCAGUGGAUAACCAUCAAAGUGGAGAUGGAUCCUGGGCGAGAGCCAUAUACGACUACGAGGCUUGCUCCAAAGAGGAGUUGUCCUUCAUUACUGGCACGCUGAUUCGAAUUCUCCGCAAGGAUGAGAACGGCAUUGACGAUGGAUUCUGGGAGGGAGAGUUGAAUGGGAAGGUCGGGGUUUUCCCCUCUCUAGUGGUGGAAGAACUAGGGGUGGAUGUCUGGAAUGACAUGCAAUCACCAGAGGAACGCCACCCCCCACCUGCUUUUGUUCCCCCUCCCCCAGUCACCAUCACUGCUGCUACCCCCGAGUCAGAAAGUCCCCCCUCCCUUAAUUCAGGCUACAGUUUAAAGACUGACUUACCCAAUGGGGACCACCAGAAUGGUCGUAAGCGAGUGCAUUUUCAGGAAACACAUCGGGAAACAUUCACCAUUUUAAAGACUUGGAAAUCUUGUCCCCGGUCAGUGGAAGAAAUGUGUGUGUUUGAGGCUGAAUUCAGUGAGGAUGGAGAGGAAUCUCUUGUAUGAUGUCAUCAGUUUAUUUAUAGCAUGAUGUCACUGUAAACACAUAUUUUAUCAUUGAUAUAUCUACGUUAUAGACACUGGAAGUGUUGCAUUACUCAAGCAGUUUAAUUUGUAUCAGAAAUAGACAUGUACUACUUUUUACAACCUCUCCAUUUGUAUUACUGUACAAAAAAAGAAUAAGGUUUUAACAUUAUUUGUAAGUUGAUCAUGACAAUGAAGGAUAUGUGUUCAUUCAACAGACCCACAAUGAUGUAAUAGUGGGUACACAUUAAUCAUGCCCCAAUGUUAUUGUUUUUGUAUAAAUUUAUAUCAAUCAUAGUGCUCUGUAUAAAACAGGAAACUGAAAAUAUCAUAUACCGGUACAUGUACCGUUAUAUAGAAGAGAAAUAGACAUUUUUACUUGCUUUGAUAUGAAAUGGACCCCUGACAUCAGGUAAAAUUUCGACCUGUUUUAUCAUGUAUUGAACAGAAUGAUCUUACUGUGUAAGAGUUUUCCAUCAAACAUUGUCAUAGUUCCCCCUCAGGAGAUACAAUAUGCAUGUACAUGUAGCCAUUUUAUGCAAUCCCCUAUUUAUGCACUCGCACAUCGUACUGUACCGGUACACUGGUUUUAUAUUUGGUGUUAUUACCCUUCAUCCAUGACCAGGGAGACUCUGUAAGGUCAUCCAUACACUGUAUACCUCGUUAGUAACUUCAUCCCCACCCUACUCAUAAGCUUUAAUAUCAUCACCCUACUCCUCAGCCUUAUCAUCAUCAUCAUCAUCGUCAUCUUGUACUCCAUUUUCACUUUCUGAUGAUCAAGUUGCUCUGAGUGAAGGAUUGUUGUAUCAGUUGUCUUUCUUGAUUUUGUAAAGCAUUUUGCUUUUUAUAUUCUUUAAUUCUUUUGUUAUGCACAACAGAAAAAACACUGUGGAAUUAUUAAGAAAAUUACCUCAUCUUUUUAUGUGGCAUGAGCAUUUAAUUUCUUUUAACAGAGAAAAAAAAAUCACAAACCUGAACAAUUUUCAACUUUUGUCACAUCCGUUGCUGUUUGUCAAUAAGUCCUGUGUGCCAAAGGGUUGACACCAUUUCUGUGGUUUGUUGGGUGUUUCCAUUAUUUAUGCCCUCUACCUGGGAAAAUGCACAUCACAUUAUUUGUCUAUCAUUGUUUUAUGAAUAUAUUGUUACAUUUAAUUUUAGUUGGAAGAUAUUUAUGUGAACUCUGUUCUUUUCUUUAGAAGGUUAUUUUCAUUAAAAUGAAAUCCUUUAGUUUACUUUUUUGUGCCAUAAUUUUUUUCAAAAUUUCGUUUCAAAAGCAAAAACAAAGUUGUGUUUAAGUGAUGUCAACUUACAUUUUUAAAAGAAAUAUGCAUAAUUGUAAUUUUCUGGUUUAAUGACCAAUAAUGUGUUAGAAUUCACAAUCAAGGAACAAAUCCCAGAGACUGGAUAGAAACAGUUUGUGCCACAUUGGUGCAGCAUGUUAUUGUUGUUUUGUUGUCAAACAUUCCUACUGGUUUUUGUUGUUUUCUUGUUUAGUUGUUGAAACAUCAAGCGUCAAAUGAUCUGAAGUUUUCUUAUAUGAUCUGGUUUAUAUUUAAAACAUAUAUGUAUACAUAAAUUCAAUAACGAAUGAAGCUGUAUUUACUUAUAUAUUGGUUUACAAACUAUGUAAUACAUUCCAUAUUAUAAUUUUCUAUGUAAUUGGUUCACAUGUAUUUGUGUAUCUAUAAGGACUCUUGCUAAGUUGUUAGGAGAUGCCACUUGUAACUUGGAUGAAAUAUGCUUUUUAAUUAAAGAAUGUUGUACACAAGACAAUAGGUUAGAUAUGUAACAUAAAUGAUGUACUUAGAAGUUGUAUUUCUUAUUGAUAACUUACAUGUAAUGCAUUCUUU
Magallana angulata is the source of this 7196-nucleotide messenger RNA. RefSeq lists its product as uncharacterized. The coding region runs from base 1 to 5328 and encodes 1775 amino acids. Gene Ontology annotation, cellular component: recycling endosome; neuromuscular junction. Gene Ontology annotation, biological process: neuromuscular synaptic transmission; regulation of actin filament polymerization. NCBI's taxonomy places the organism in Eukaryota, Metazoa, Mollusca, Bivalvia, Ostreida, Ostreidae. Gene Ontology annotation, molecular function: protein binding. The record is from RefSeq and is a predicted model, not a curated record. The transcript has 37 exons.